Messenger RNA from Austrofundulus limnaeus, 4580 nucleotides. RefSeq names its product activator of transcription and developmental regulator AUTS2 a (gene auts2a). Bases 122 to 3316 code for a protein of 1064 amino acids. The transcript is spliced from 14 exons. The record is from RefSeq and is a predicted model, not a curated record. Lineage: Eukaryota; Metazoa; Chordata; Actinopteri; Cyprinodontiformes; Rivulidae.
CAGCUGUAACAAGAGCCACUGUGGGUGGAAGAAUAUGUUUGCUGCAGCUCUCAGUUAGUAAAUGUCUCCUUUAUGACCUGAGAAAGAGGAGACAAAGAACAUUCCUUCUACCAGACAGAGUAUGAAUGGAGCACAGAUGGAUAAUAGUGAAGUUCCAGAUCUUGGCAUCAAUGUGCUCUCCACUAAUGGCAGCCAGGAGCCUCUCGGCCCAGGCCUCCUCAAGGUUUCAGGCCUAGAGCGGAGUCAGGAAAGGAGCCAGGAGGGCUGUAAAGACCCUCAACCUCCUGAAUCCACCACCACAAGUCCACCCUUGCCCCCCCAAACCCUCCGUUUGCCACAACCCCAGACUCUGUCCCCUCUUCGUACUCAAGCAAACAGUCCCACCCAGGUUCCAGUCUCGACCCACCUGCUGUCUCACUCAGAGGCUCUCCCCAGGCCUCUGACGCCUCCAGCCCUGCCUCUUCCCCACGGCCAAGAGCCCUCACUGCCCCCCCUUCCCCAGCCCCAGCCUGACCAGCCUAUUCACAGCAGGCCUCAGCCCACGCAAAGUCUUCACCCACACCCACCAUCUCCUGCCCUUCCUAAUCACCACCAGCACCACCCUACUCAAGCGGGUCCUCACCGGCCCCUGUCACGCUGCCAGCCCCGCCCACUUUCUGCCUACAACGGCCUCAACCUCAACGGUCACAGCAGCAGCAGGAGCAGCACUCCCGGCACCAAGCUCCACGGGCCCUCUCCCUCCCUGCACCUUCCCCACCACCCACCUGCUCCUCCGGUGGCAGCAGCAGCCUCUACCUUCCCCCUGCCACUAGCUGCCAACCACAGCGCCCCCGGCUUCCCCCCUGCCUUGCAGCCCUCGCCACAUUCCCAUCAUCCCAAUAUGUUUGCGACUCCAGCUGCAUUGCCUCCACCGCCACCACUAACGUCUAGCGCCCUGCCAGUACCUGGACAUCCUGCCGCUGGGAGUGCCUACUCCGAGCAAGACCUUCUACGUCAGGAGCUCAACACGCGUUUCCUGGCCUCCCAGAGUGCAGACCGCGGCGCAUCGCUGGGCCCUCCGCCCUACCUGCGCACCGAGUUCCACCAGCACCAGCAUCAGCACCAGCACCAACACACCCACCAGCACACGCACCAGCACACCUUCACGCCAUUCCCCCACGCCAUCAUGCCCACCCCAGCACCGCCCAUGGUGCGUACCCCUGCCAGAAAUUUUGACAAAUACCCAACAAAAGUUGACCCCUUCUACAGACACAGUCUCUUCCACUCAUACCCACCAGCCAUGUCUGGUCUUCCUCCAGUCAUUCCCCCGACCGGACCCUUCAGCUCACUGCAGGGGGCCUUUCAGCCCAAGACCUCCAAUCCUCUGGAUGUGUCCACCAGACCUGGAGCCAUCCCACAGACAUUUUUACAGAAGGAUCCCAGGCUAACAGAUCCAUUUCGGCCCAUCCUGAGGAAACCAGGAAAGUGGUGUGCCAUGCACGUUCAUAUUGCUUGGCAGACGUACCACCACCAACAGAAAGUAAAGCAGCAGAUGCAGGUCGACCCUCACAAGCUAGACUUUGGCCUCAAGCCCGAGUUUCUAAGUCGACCUCCAGGCCCCAGCCUCUUUGGAGCCAUCCAUCAUCCCAGUGAUUUGGCUCGGCCCGCCACGCUCUUCUCUGCCACAGGUCCUACACACCCAUCAGCUGCUGCUUUUGGUCAUCCACCCCAUCAUCCUGGAAACUUUCUUACCCCAGCAUCACACUUAGAGCCUUUUGGUAGGCCGUCAUCAUUUGGAGGACUGGGAUCUCUCAGUUCGUCAGCCUUUGGGGGUCUAGGAAAUCCAGCACUCAAAUCCCUACCAGCGGCCAACUCGGUGUUCGGCCACAAAGAUGGCCCCAAUACGCCGCAGCACUUUAACAGCAGUGGGAACAGCAACCAUCAGGAGCCAUGGAACCGCCUGCACCGCACACCGCCCUCCUUCCCCACGCCGCCUCCCUGGCUAAAGCCUGGAGACUCUGAGAGGAGCGCCUCAGUCAGCUCACAUGACCGGGACCGAGACUCUGACAAACGAGACUCAUUGGUUGGUAAAGAUGACAAAGACAGGGAUUCUCUAGAAAAGCGUCAGCCAAGCCAUCCGUCUCCUGUACCCGUUCAUCCCAUCAACCUCCUGGGACACAGCCGGCCCCCUGAGCACCACAGGAACCACCUGCCACCUGCUUCUGGAGAGCCUCAGAGGGACAAGGAGAACAAGGCCAAAGACCGAGAGAGGGAGCACUUGGACUCUUGGAAAGACAAUGGAGCAGACGACCACAAACUAAAAGAAAGCCAGCACAGUGACAAGGACACUCCUGUCAUUCACGAUGGCAGAGUGUCAGAGGAUAAAGUGUCCAACCGGGGGACAACGUCGCCGUACAUUCGUCAGACCAGUCUGGAGCGUCCCAACAGUGGUCUGAGCAGGGACGUCCUGGAGAAGAAGGCAGAGCUGUCGUACGAACAGCAGAAGAAGAAUAAUGAGGUGAAAGUAAAGGAGGAAAAGAAGGAGGAGCAGGACGGAGCCACAGAGAGACCAAGUGAGCCCCCGCCACAGGCCCCCUCCACACCCACUCUCCACCCUCCCUCUUCAAUGCCUCUGCCCAUGGGCAUGGCUGGUGUCCACCCCAUCAACAGCAUCAGCAGCUUAGAGAGAACUCGUGUAGUGGCCCCGUUCAUGGGGACGAGCCCCAUCGCAGGAGCUGAGAGGUUUCCCUACCCGGCCUUCCACUGGGACCCCAUGAGAGACCCCUACAGGGGCCUGGACAUUCACAGACGGGACCCUUUGGCCAGGGACCUGCUGCUAAGGAAUGAUCCUCUCCACCGGCUAGCGGUGCCGCGCCUCUACGAGGUGGAGCGCUCCUACAGGGACCGUGAGCCCCACGACUUUCACCGUGACCAUGCCCACUCCCUGGUGCUGGAGCAGAGGAGGGAGCAGGAGCGCGCCCACCUGGAGGAACGAGAGCGCCUCAACAUGCUCAGAGAGGACUACGAGCACGGACGCCUCCACCCACCCAUCCACCACCCCGCCCUGGAAGGCCACCUCCCCCACCCUGCCCCGGCCCUCAUGGCCCCCGGGCUCCCGGGCAUACACUACUCCAGGGUGAGCCCCUCGGCAGCGGCAGCAGCUGCAGCUGCCCAUCACAAUAGCCUCCUUAACAAACCCCCCCCAACAGCAUCUUUAAGCGCUCCGCCCCCCCUCAUCCCCACGCUGGGUGUCCGGCCUGGCUCGCCCAGACGGACUACACCCCUGGCCACAGAUAUCAGAGACAGAGCGGCUCACAAAGACAUUGAGGCACGGUGAGCUGUGCCUGAACAGACCGGGUGCCCCCCUGCAGUCCUGUGCCUCACCAACAUUUAACUCACACCAAGCACUUAACUUUGGACAAAGCAAGCCUGUAACAUCGCUGUGAAUAAUUUAUGUGGCCAGAGAAAGGCCUGAAUUGUUUUUGAAUAAAACUAUGAAAAAGAAAACUUUUUUCCCACAGUUUUCUCUGUUUUUGUGUGCAUUCUUUCUCCUGUAUAGCAAAGUGACGUCAUGUAUGACUAAUUUUGGAAUGUACAGGUACUUUAGCACUGACACUUGUGUGUAGAUAAUGUGUACAGUCGCUGUGCUCACUCUGUAUGGAUUAAAAUCAUGGGACAAAUAUGCAAAAUGUUGUUUUAAAAGCUUUACUUUGAAUAAUUGUAAAUAUAGGAGUAUUAAGGCUGUGAUUCAGAAUGUUCUUCUGGCGAUUUUUUUUUAUUAUUAUUAUUAUUUUUAACUUCAGAUUCGCAUGAACCAGAGACCCCAUGUUCAACUAUGCAAACUGUCUGGGUUCCCUUUUUAAAAAGCUGGCAUUUCACAGCACUGCUGACUGUGCUCCAAUAAAAGGCUGUAUUCUCUCCACAACCCAACCUGUACACAGGGAGCGUCCACGCUAACACCAUGUGAUCCACACAGGGUUUGUAAUUUUAAACUAAAUGAUUUCAGAAUAAUAUCUGAUGAUAAACUGUAGUGACAAUCUAGAAAAUGAAUUUCAAAGGCUUCUGUUUAAUGUAAAAACAACAACAAGACAGAUUUAUUCUUACUUUAGCCUUGUUCUGAGGAAAAUUCAGCCUGUUUGGAUGGCAGCACAUUCACCCAACCAGAGGAGUGUAAACAAAAUCUGUUGGUCCAACGGUGUGUUCAAGUGCUUUUUUUAAGGUUGUACCUAUAAAAUCAAAACAGCAACUGUUUGCAAGUUGGAAACAAACUGCAGAGAUCUAUUUUAGUAGUCCACUGAAGGUUUAGUUGUGCGCUUCAAACUCUGUGAUAUCAUGUUGUGCAGUGUUUGUUUUUUGUUUUGUUUUUUUAAUCUAACUACAAAAUGUCCACCAGAGCCAUAGUGGUUAGUCAAUGAGUAUUGCAAAAAGAUUGUCAAAUGAAAACCUCUUUUGCUGUUUACUGUGUACAGGAGAAAAAAAUUCUUUCUAGAUCAUGUACAAAAAUGAAAAAAAAAAUUAAGCAACUGAAUCUACAGCAUGUUCCUCAUUUAAACUUGUGUUAUGUAAAUUGUGCCAUGUUAUUAAAAAUGUGUACUUGCCGA